Messenger RNA from Symbiodinium natans, 489 nucleotides. The record is from the annotation of a GenBank genome assembly. Lineage: Eukaryota; Dinophyceae; Suessiales; Symbiodiniaceae.
AUGCUGCUGGUGACCUUGGGGCUCGUGAGCAUCAUCGCUCCGAAGCUCGCCGCUGGCUUCCUCUCAUUCAAGUGUGCGGAUCCUUAUGGAGAGAUGGACCUUGAUGUGAGGAGUGUCUUAGACAUGCAGCUCCACAACGACAUGGUCAUGGACAACCGCUGGUUGGUAGAUCCCGGGACUCCUCGCUGGAUGCCCGUCCUUUUCCAGGGCAACUUGCGCUCUCCUGGCAAGCGCGUGCUCUUCGGAGUCGGGGAGUUCCUCGAGGAAAGCGGUUCGGUCAUCCAGCACUAUGCCGCCGACUACUCCAGUCGGCCGGAGGCCUCGUGCAAGAGCUCCUGUCGCUUCAGCCUCUCCAGCACAUCCAAACUGCCGAAGGCACGGGUUCGCACAGUGCACAAGGAGGGUGGCUUGCAGCUGCAGUUUGAGUCUGAGAAGGGGGAGCUUCUGCUGACCUGCCCCAGUGCAAACCCAGAGAACAAUGAGCUCUGA